Ipomoea triloba (trilobed morning glory) is the source of this 668-nucleotide messenger RNA. RefSeq lists its product as uncharacterized. The record is from RefSeq and is a predicted model, not a curated record. NCBI's taxonomy places the organism in Eukaryota, Viridiplantae, Streptophyta, Magnoliopsida, Solanales, Convolvulaceae. The coding region runs from base 37 to 480 and encodes 147 amino acids. The transcript has a single exon.
CUCACUUCCUCUUCUCUCAGCCACAAAAAAACAAACAUGGAAGAGGCAACAUGGCAGCAAAGACUCCAUGCCCUAACCCACAUCCUAACAAACCCUGAACCCACACCGCCGCUCCACUCACAGUUCUUCAUCUCCGCCCAAAUCCCCUGCUACCUCAACUGGCACUAUCCCCCGCUCCUCUGCCCCAAACCUCUCCUCCAUAAAUGGGCGAUCUCUCUCUUCCUGAAACGCCUGUCCAGAUUCGGCCUGCCGGAGACUUCCUGGCGGUCCAAAUGCCCGUACCAUCAGCCGUCGCCGGUGGUCCUCGCCAAGGGCGUGGCGGAGGCUGAGUGGGGCGACGAAGAGAAGAGACUCUACGUGCGGCAACGCCUGCGCAGAAAACCGCUUGUGAGUAACGUUCAUCCUCUCAUCCCAAUCCUCGUUCCUAAUCUUCUGCUUUUGUCCGUUUUCUUCUGGAAUCCUUAUCCAGACGACCCUUGAUCUUGACCUAAUUUGAUUUCACUCUGUUCGUAACUGGAAUUGUGAGAUCGAAUUUCAUACUUUUAGUAAUGUGAUUAAAAUCAAGUUAAUUAUUACUAUACAUAUGUGAAUUUGGAAACCUUUAUUUGUGUUUUUGCUUUUGUUUAACUUCAUCCAAUGUCCCAACCCUAUCUAUAUUCCUUUAUCUU